This is a messenger RNA of Tyto alba (common barn owl), 1057 nucleotides long. RefSeq names its product troponin I1, slow skeletal type (gene TNNI1). The transcript has 8 exons. Bases 181 to 681 code for a protein of 166 amino acids. Gene Ontology annotation, cellular component: troponin complex. NCBI's taxonomy places the organism in Eukaryota, Metazoa, Chordata, Aves, Strigiformes, Tytonidae. The record is from RefSeq and is a predicted model, not a curated record. Gene Ontology annotation, biological process: muscle contraction.
GCAGGCUGUGAUUUAAUACUCCCCCUCUGCUGCUGGGCCCCGGCAGUGUGCGGCUCUCCCGAGGCCAGGCAUCACCUCCCUCCUGCACAGCCCCAAGGUGAACGGCGCACCGCCGCAAUGCCAGAGCCGUAAAGAAAAUCCAAGAUCACAGCCUCACGCAAGCUCUUAUUGAAGAGUUUGAUGCUGGCAAAAGCAAAGGAGGAGUGGGAUCAGGAGAUCGUGGACAAGCAGUCAGAGAAGGAAAGAUACCUGUCUGAGCGGAUCACACCACUGCGUACCAGUGGGCUUUCCUUGAGCCAGCUCCAGGACCUGUGCCGGGAGCUGCAUGAGAAGGUUGAAAUUGUGGAUGAAGAGAGAUAUGACAUUGAGGCAAAAUGCAACCAUAACACUCGGGAGAUUAAAGAUCUGAAAAUCAAAGUGCUUGAUCUCCGAGGGAAGUUCAAGCGACCCCCCCUGCGGCGAGUCCGUGUCUCUGCUGAUGCCAUGCUGAGGGCUCUGCUGGGCUCCAAGCACAAAGUGUCCAUGGAUCUGAGAGCCAACCUGAAGUCUGUCAAGAAGGAGGACACGGAGAAGGAACGCCCUGUGGAAGUGGGUGACUGGCGCAAGAACGUGGAGGCCAUGUCAGGGAUGGAGGGGAGAAAGAAGAUGUUCGAUGCUGCCAAGUCCCCCACGGGCCAGUGAGAGGAGCAUUGGGAAGAGGAGCCUCCCCACCUCUGCUGCCUGCCUCCCUUUCCCUUGCUGCCCCUCCAUGCUCUUUACGCCCUUUACGCUGAAUUCACCACUGAGCUGAAACACGUGGACAACUGUGUGAGAAGGACAUCUGAGCUUCUUUCUUUCAGCACUGCCACCAGCCCUGCUUCCACACAGCCCCGGCAUAGUGGCUCCCUGGUAUCACCUGCAUGGGCCAUGUUGUCUUUAAGGGGCCACUGGCCACCCCUCCCCUCCCACCACUACAGAGAGGCCCUGGGGACAGCUGAUGGUCCCCCCACUCCCCCAUCCUCCGGUGGGUGCAGCCUGAGAUGUACCUGUGUGGCUGCACGUGUAUUAAAGGAGGGUC